Molecule: messenger RNA, 1170 nt
Organism: Physcomitrium patens
Lineage: Eukaryota; Viridiplantae; Streptophyta; Bryopsida; Funariales; Funariaceae
Source: RefSeq, a predicted model, not a curated record
UCUUGCCUUCUUGGCUGCCCCUCCCUCUCCCCGUCUUUGAAUCAGUGCUCCUCGGAGCUCCAGUCUCCUGCUAACCCUAGGCUCUCGCGUCCGCUCCCUCCCUCCCCUGCUACGCCGCGGCCUGUUGGUUCGCGCGUUGCAUGGGAAUUGUCGAUGCCGCUGCUCUUGUUUUGAUCUUGUCGUAAGGGUAUUUGAGCCUCUGUGUAUGCGAGGGGCAUAUGGGUUUUGUGGAGUCCGAUUUUUCUGAUCAUUUCAGCGGGAGUUAGGAGGGCGGGAAGUCUGGCGGACCAGGACGGGUCGGCGGCCAUGGACUCCGAUCAGGGCAAGCUGUUCAUCGGCGGCAUCUCUUGGGAGACGACGGAGGAGAAGCUGCGCGAUUACUUCAAGAGCUAUGGCGAGGUGGCGGAGACGGUGAUCAUGAAGGACCGCGCGACGGGGCGCGCGCGGGGGUUCGGGUUCGUGAUAUUCGCGGACCCGAGCGUGGCCGAUCGGGUGGCCGGCGAGAAGCACACCAUCGACGGAAGAACGGUGGAAGCGAAAAAAGCUGUGCCGAGAGACGAACAGCAGAGUAUACCUAGGAGCAACAGCGUGGGUGGCCAAGGGCCUGCAACAUCCCACACUAGGACAAAGAAGAUAUUUGUGGGGGGCUUAGCCUCGACAGUUACAGAGGAUGACUUCAAAAAGUAUUUCGAGCAGUUUGGUACUAUUACAGACGUGGUUGUUAUGUAUGACCACAAUACGCAAAGGCCUCGGGGGUUUGGCUUCAUCACUUUUGAUUCUGAGGAUGCAGUUGAGAACGUGAUCCAGAAGUCGUUCCACGAGCUGAACGACAAGAUGGUGGAGGUGAAGAAGGCGAUUCCGAAGGAGCUGUCGGCGGGGUCGGGGCGGGCUGGCGGGGGGUUCGGCGGAGGCGGUCGCGGCGGGGGCAACUACGGAUCGGGGUACAGCCAGGGAGGAUACGGGGGUGGGAGUCCGGGAGGAGGGAGCGGAUACGGGGGGCGCGGGGACAGCCGGUACGGGCCGACGCCGGCGUGUCGACCUAGUGUUAAAGUAAAGGCGGCAGGAUUUUGGCUGCAUGACCAUGGUCCAGAAAUGUGGAGCCACAGGCGGCGAGGAGCCGAUCGAGUGGUCGGAUGGGAAUGGAGUGACCUGCCAGUAGGUGUGGUGUAG